Messenger RNA from Exserohilum turcica Et28A, 435 nucleotides. RefSeq lists its product as uncharacterized. Lineage: Eukaryota; Fungi; Ascomycota; Dothideomycetes; Pleosporales; Pleosporaceae. The record is from RefSeq and is a predicted model, not a curated record. The transcript has 3 exons. Bases 1 to 435 code for a protein of 144 amino acids.
AUGCAUAUCAGUGGCCAGAGUCUUAUUCCCGACUUCUCGCCCGGCUGGUGCUCGUUCGAUGCCGUGGUCUAUCAGUAUUGCGAGGACUCGGGUGUCAUGACGUUCCUCGACGUAUCGCCUCUAUACGAUGGGGCAGGCAAGCAGUUCAUGGAGCAGACCGACUCGAUCAACCUGACGCGUGGAAAGAAGCUAAGGAGCAUGGUUGUGGAGAAGGAGCUCAGGAUUCGCUUUGAGCAUGACAGUGUCCAGUUCAGCUAUGGCAACAAGACACACUGGCCCAACCGCAACAAGAAGAGCAAAUUCACUUGCACCGCCAAGCCAUGGCAGGGCAAGCGGCUGGACUGCGACUCCAGGAACCGGCUUGAGCGCUCGCAGGAUGUCAGCUGCAACUUCGAGUGUGUGUUGGCUCGACAGCAAGACUGGAUGGAAGGCUAG